ACGCCUGCGGCGCCUGGAGUCCCGCUGUGCCGAGCUCGGCCAUGGACCCGAUCCGGAGCUUCUGCGGGAAGCUGCGGUCUCUGGCCAGCACGCUAGACCGCGAGACGGCCCGGCUGCAGCGGGCGCUGGACGGAGAGGACAGCGACUUUGAAGAUCAUCCAAUGAGAAUUUUACAUGACCUUCAUUCAGAAGUCCAGACUCUAAAGGAUGAUGUUUAUAUUCUUCUUGAUAAAGUAAAAUUGGAAAAUCGAGAAAGCAUUGCUUUCAUAAAGGCAACAAAAGUACUGAUGAAAAAAAAUUCAGCAGAUAUCACGAAAAUGAGAGAGUUUUUCCAGAAGUAUGGAUAUAAUCCACGUGCCAAGAAAAAUUCAGUAUGUGAGCAAGAAGUCAAUGACUCUACCCCAGAGUUGGCUAAGUGUGAAAAAUUUCAAAAGCCUGAUGUGAAGGAUGAUCUGUCUGAUCCUCCUGUUCCAAGCAGUUCUGUUUCUCAGAAGUCUCUGUGUAGUCCACAACUUUCAGAUUUUGGACUUGAGCAAUAUAUGAUAUCGCAAGUUCUACCAAACCCUACACAGGCGGUAAACAAUCAUAAGCAAGAACCCAAAAUUGUAACUCCACCUACCAAGCAAUCACUAGUUAAAGUACUAAAAACUCCAAAAUGUGCACUAAAGAUGGAUGAUUUUGAGUGUGUAACUCCUAAAUUAGAACACUUUGGUAUCUCUGAAUGUACUAUGUGUUUAAAUGAAGAUUACACAAUGGGACUUAAAAAUGUGAAGAAUAAGAAAAGUGAGGAGCCGGUAGAAACAGAGCCCAAGGCCAAUCAUAAUUUUUUUGCCACUCCUGGCCCCAUAAUGCAGCAAUUGAAAAAAAGCGAUGCCGAGAAUAUGAAUUCCCCCUUGGCACCUACAUUCUGCACUCCUGGUUUGAAAAUUCCUUCUACAAAGAACAGCACUGCUUUGGUAUCCACAAAUUACCCAUUAUCAAAAAGAAACAGUGCAUCAGAUGAUUUGGAAGUUAAAGAUUGCACUUCAUUAGUUUUAAGUUCAGAUGAGUGCUUCGAGAAUUUUGCAGAGCCUUCUUCUCCUACAAUUUCUUCUUAUGAGAAUCUGCUCAGAACGCCUCCACCUCCAGAAGUAACUACAAUUCCAGAAGAUAUUCUCCAGAUUUUAUCAAAAUACAACUCAAACGUAGUUCCAGUAGCUGUUGAAGCAGUGCCACCCAGUAAAGUGUUCCUUAAAUAUGGACGGGAUAUCCAAGAUGUUGGCAACAAAGAAAACUGAAAUUCUAGUGGAUCUGUCCAUUAUAGAAACUGAGGAGAAUGAGAUGAAAGCAGAGCUGGACUUACUGUGUUAUUCACAUGUUCCCCUCCCUCUUUCCUCCUUAUUAAAGAGGAGCAUGGACACUGAUGUCAUAAUAUGCUGUUUAUGAAGUUUUGAUUUGGUUUAACCUGUCUUGUUGAUACGUACUUCAGUCAUUCUAUUUUUAAAGAUUAUUCCUGUUUCAUUGAUAUUACUCUGCUUAAUCUAACAGAAUAGUUUAAUUGUUAUCAGAAAGUAAGACAAAUAAAUUAAAAAUUUAACUGCUA
This is a messenger RNA of Galeopterus variegatus (Sunda flying lemur), 1582 nucleotides long. RefSeq names its product spindle and kinetochore associated complex subunit 3 (gene SKA3). The transcript is spliced from 9 exons. Lineage: Eukaryota; Metazoa; Chordata; Mammalia; Dermoptera; Cynocephalidae. Gene Ontology annotation, biological process: chromosome segregation; mitotic cell cycle. The coding region runs from base 42 to 1277 and encodes 411 amino acids. The record is from RefSeq and is a predicted model, not a curated record. Gene Ontology annotation, cellular component: outer kinetochore; spindle microtubule.